Molecule: messenger RNA, 3570 nt
Organism: Myxocyprinus asiaticus (Chinese sucker)
Lineage: Eukaryota; Metazoa; Chordata; Actinopteri; Cypriniformes; Catostomidae
Product: transmembrane protein 170B-like
Exons: 3
Coding region: 143-598 (151 amino acids)
Biological process (GO): negative regulation of canonical Wnt signaling pathway
Cellular component (GO): plasma membrane
Source: RefSeq, a predicted model, not a curated record
GUGUGUGUGUGUGUGUGUGUGUGUGUGUGUGUCAGCCGUACCCAUCAUGGCCCCUGAGCAGCAGCUGAUCAGACGGACCGCCGCUCCGCCAUCCUCCACCCUGCCCGUCAGUGCCAGACACCGGCACCGGUAAAGAGGCUCCAUGUCUCCGGCGUUCUCCGUCAGGUAUCUGAGCAGGAGGGCUGCGCUCCAGCCGGACAGAGCCAUGAAUAAGGAUUAUUCUACUAAUCUAUCGGUACAGCAGGUGCUCAGCCUUUGGGUCCACGGCACGGUACCGACCCUCCAGCACUUCACAGAGAUGUGGUACUGGGUGUUCCUGUGGUGUCUCUUCUCAUCGCUGUUCGUUCACAGCGCUGUUGGUCUGCUGAUGUGUGUGACUCUACAGCGUCACAAGCGAGGUCGUCUCAUCACACUGGUGCUCAUCAGUGUGGGCUUCCUGGCCUCUCUCACCGGUGGAGUCAUCACCAGUGCCGCAGUGGCAGGUGUGUAUCGUGUGGCAGGGAAGGACAUGGCACCGUUGGAAGCUCUGGUGUUCGGCGUGGGCCAGACCACAUUUACUGUCAUCAUCUCAUUCUCACGGAUCUUGGCCACGCUCUGAAUGGACAGGCUUAUUGACUGACACACUCAACAGCCAACUGGCCGUCAGAAGUGGCGGGAACAAGAAAAAGUGGGCCGGGUCGAGGUGAGUAGGGUGAAACCACAGAUGUGUGACCUGUGGUAGAAGCAGAUAUGCUUUGGGUGUCACUCAUAGCCUAUGGACCACUAUAAAACCCUGUGGAACUGCUCAGAGAAUCUAAAAGUUCAAAUAGCUCAAGCAAAAACAGCACUGGAGUUGUUCAAAGGCCAAACACAGUCAACUCAAUCAACGUGACAAUUGCCUCAAUGGUGGAGGAUUGAGAAGACUCUUUGGAUGUUUGUUGGUCGUCUGUUCGUCGUCUUCGCUUAACAUUUGUUUUGUUUUUGGACAUGGAUUGUUGCAGCUUUAAGUAAACUGCGUUGGAGUCGCAUAUCUAUCUAUCUAUCUAUCUAUCUAUCUAUCUAUCUAUCUAUCUAUCGAUAUAUCGAUUGAUCGAACGAAUGAAAAAGAAAAUGGCUUCCAUUUUGCACUUUCUACAUGUUGAAAACGGUCUUAAAAGUAUGAUUUCUAUUUAACGUUACGCUAGGGUGCUGCUUAACAACAAUAUGGACCUUAACUGAAGGAGGUUUAGGUGUAAUCCGGUCUCUACAAACCAGUAUGAACUAAUGCUCAAUGGAAUAAUGCCUUUUUUUAAACAUGGAAACAAUACAAUAUGGCGUUAAUUCUUGUAUUUAGUCCAAUUUCAGUUUUAAAACAAAUCGAAAUAAGAUUCCAAAUGUCUGUAUGCCUGUUACCUCUUUGAAAAGCACUAUUUUGGUUUGAUGCAAUCCAUCGUUUGGAUUAUAUCAUAGGUAAUAUGCCCUUCAAGUGUUCAAGUCUAUUAUCUUGUCCUUGUACAAAAUGUUAUUUCACCGUUAUCCGAGUCAUGUAUGAUCCUAUUUUAUCCAGCAUUACUGUGGCAAUACUCUCCCUGCUCGUAUAUGGGAAUUUUAAACCUCAGGCCUUAAAAGACAUUGGUGUACAUCCUGGACUCAUUCUCCACAGUUUGAGAGACUCAUGUACGUCUCUUUGGCUCUGUCGUCACUUAAUCUGAAUAGUGUGACUUGUAAUAGAAAUACACCAAUAUUUAAAUACCCUCAUGUUGCUACAAACCCAUAUGAUGUCAUUUUUGUCUCAUGUGGAAGUUCACAUUGAUGCCAUAUUGAAAAUGGUCGCUCGUGCGUUUUUGCCAACAGUUCUGAUGUGUGAAACUGCAAAUUGCAUUGUUAAUAAUUUGCCUUCCAUACAUUUCCCAGUUGCUGGUGGACAUUACCAAAACAGUCCAUAUACUACAGUUCUGUAUAGAUCAGGUGAGAGUGUUUUGGUGUUUAAGUGUUGAACAGAGAAAGUUUUGCAGCACUUGGUGGAUGAAGAGUGUGGGAUGUGAACGUACAGUGACAGUGUGUGCUACUGGCAUUAUCACUGAAAAAACAAUGUUUUUCUUUCUGUUUUCUUGUUAUGAAUAUGCACAAAUAUUGGCAUAAUGCCAUUAUUGGGUUUAUUUUAUAUACUGCCAUAAUGACCUGUUGGUUGAAUACUAUUCCAGUGUUUUAAACAUAAGCUUUUGGACGCUUUUGUUUUUAUUUUUUGGUAGCUUUUUAAAGUCUCUGUUUAAUGCAUUUUAGAGGUGUUUUAAUGCAGUAUAGUGCAUUCAGAAUUCUUUUAUAAUAACCAUUGGAUACUCUUAUAAAUAAUUAUGAGACUACGGUUGUAUUAAUAAUUAGAUAUAGUUAUUAUUAAAAUAUUAUAUAGUAUUAUAUUAUAUUAUAAUAACCUUUAAAGUGCAUUUGAACACAUGAUUAACAUCACAAUUCAAAUUUACCAAAAGUUAUAUCCUGUUUGAUCUCAAAAGUGUUACCAUUAAUAUGUAAUUGUUAUAAUAUAUUAUAUUAUUAAUUACAAAUAUAUAACAGAUUGCAAUGUUUAUUAUAUGGUAUUACUGUAUGUAUAACUUACAAUGCAUUAAAACCCUUUAAAAUGCAAUAAAUAUACAGGUCUCAUAGAUAGUGUUAACAUUUUUGAAACAAACGAACAAACUCUUUGAUGAAAAUAAACCAAGAACCAGUUACACUCAAUUUGGUAUCUAUUUUAUUUUUGAAGUAUAACUUUGAAGCAUUGCUUACAUUUUCCAUAGCAUGUGAGCCGUCUCUCAAACUCAAAACUGGCAUUUUUAUAUCUUGUCUUUCAGUAUUUAUCUCAGUCUGAUACCAAACUCCACCUGUAUAUACAUGUAUUUUUAAGCAUUACAAAACAGCAUAUUCCACAUGUGUAUGUUUAUUAACAGUUCGUUCCAUGUGUUACUAUUGUGUCAAAGCAAAUAACAAGUGAUGGUCAGUUCAAAACAAUGUAUUGACGUCUAUAGUCGCUGAUACACACAGAACCAUUACUCUGUUCUAUAGUCAGACACAUUCAUGUUUAUUUAAGCCAAAGUUUUCCUUAUAUAUUCAGCUUUAGUACUUAUUUAAUUGAAUAUAUAUAUUUUUAAACAAUUGUUGUUUAUGACUUUUAUAUUAUGUGUUUUUGCAUAUAGCAUUAAUUCAUAAACCUGUUGUAAGGCCUACUGAAAAAAAAAAAAGGUGUAUGGCUGUUUUUCCUUUUGUUGAUACUGUGAAAGAUCUUCAGAUGUUAUGUGAUUCUUUUAAGGUUUUGAUGAGGGCACUGGAUGUAAUUGCAAUUUAUUCCAAUUCAUUUCCAAUCUUAUGCAACUAGUAGUACACUUUAAGUACCAGACCAGCACUGAAGGGGGCGCAAGAGUACUGUGAGUGAGUGUUGUCUGCAGAAUUAAGCAGAGGCAGAAAACAGAUUCACUUUAAAAAUAUAGAUUUUUUUUCAUAUUUACAUUUUGUAAUUUCCUCAUUAUGUAAUGAUGUUGUCCAGUGCUGUAGAUUUGUCUUAGGUUGUAUUACAAACAUAACACUAUGUAACACAAUUUUUGUUCCUUGGUAGUAAGUGUU